Messenger RNA from Haliotis rubra (blacklip abalone), 2631 nucleotides. Its product is annotated as histidine--tRNA ligase, cytoplasmic-like. Gene Ontology annotation, biological process: mitochondrial translation; histidyl-tRNA aminoacylation. The record is from RefSeq and is a predicted model, not a curated record. The coding region runs from base 230 to 1831 and encodes 533 amino acids. Gene Ontology annotation, cellular component: cytoplasm; mitochondrion. Gene Ontology annotation, molecular function: ATP binding; histidine-tRNA ligase activity. NCBI's taxonomy places the organism in Eukaryota, Metazoa, Mollusca, Gastropoda, Lepetellida, Haliotidae. The transcript has 14 exons.
GAAUCUCAUAGAAGACAAAGUUGCAGGAAUCUCAAAAGAAGAAAAGAAAUUUACUGUAAUCUCAUAGAAGAUAAAAAAAGUUGCAGGGAUCUCAUAGAAGAUAAGAAAGUUGCAGGGAUCUCAUAGAAGGGCUGCAACACAAAAACUCACAAGUGUGUAGAAAUAUCAACAAGAGAUAAUAAAAUCAGCAGAAUAAAGUCCUGUGGUAAGAGACAAUCCUAGAAGAAAGAUGUCGUCGGAUCAGCCCAACAUGUUUCUGGAGGGGGGACAAGGCGUGGUGCUUGUUGGACGAACUCGGAAACAGUUUGAAAUCUACAAGCAAGUCCAGGAAUUAGGUAACGGAAUUGCUGACCUGAAAGCAAAGAAACCACCAGGAUAUAAGAAAAAGAUAGGAGAAGAAGUUGCCAAAUUAUUAGAACUGAAAGCACAACUCGGUGAUGAUGGCCCGAAAAAGUUUGUUCUCAAAACCCCGAAGGGCACCAGGGACUACAGCCCACAGCAGAUGGCAAUCAGGGAGGGAGUCUUCAACAAAAUCAUUCAGACCUUCAAGCGCCAUGGAGCCGAGACCAUAGACACACCAGUAUUUGAAUUAAAGGAAACACUAACAGGGAAAUAUGGUGAAGAUUCCAAACUUAUAUCCGACCUGGCAGACCAAGGUGGAGAACUCUUGUCUCUCCGCUAUGACCUCACUGUGCCUUUUGCACGCUAUUUAGCCAUGAACAAAAUCUCCAAUAUCAAACGCUACCACAUUGCCAAGGUGUACCGCCGAGACAACCCCGCCAUGACAAGAGGGAGGUAUCGGGAGUUCUACCAGUGUGAUUUUGAUAUUGCGGGUCAAUACGACGCUAUGAUACCAGACGCUGAGUGUAUAAAAAUUGUAGUGGAAAUUCUGGAAUCUCUAGAAUUGGGAGAUUUUGUAGUCAAGGUGAAUCAUCGGAAGCUGCUGGAUGGAAUGUUUGCAGCGUGUGGUGUUCCAGAUGACAAGUUCCGAACAAUCUGCUCAGCUGUAGAUAAACUAGAUAAGACAUUCUGGGAUGAUGUGAGGGCCGAGAUGAUUGAUGAGAAAGGCCUGGAUGCAGCAGCAGCAGACAAGAUAGGAAGCUAUGUCAGAUACUCAGGUGGCAUUGACAAGAUUGAGGAGCUGUUGGCGGACGAGGUCCUGAAGGGUCAGAAGCUGGCUGUGCAGGGCCUGGAGGAGCUGAAGCUUCUGUUGCAGUACUGUGACCUGUUUGGGAUCUCCAACAGGGUUCUUUUCGACCUGUCCUUGGCUCGUGGACUGGACUACUACACAGGGGUCAUCUACGAGGGAAUCCUCAAAGGUCACACCCACAAGCCCGGUGCAGAUGGGGAGGAGAACGUAGGAGUGGGGAGCGUGGCAGGAGGCGGACGGUAUGAUGGGCUGGUGGGCAUGUUCGACCCCAAGGGCAAGAUGGUGCCGUGUGUUGGUGUGAGCAUUGGCAUUGAGAGACUCUUCUCUAUAAUGGAGGCCAAGGCACUGGCCUUGGAUCAGAAGAUCCGGACGACCGAGACCGAGGUGUAUGUGAUAUCAGCUCAGAAGAACCUGCUGGAGGAGAGGCUAAAGCUGUGCCGAGAACUGUGGACUGCUGACAUCAAGACUGAGAGCUCCUACAAGAGGAACCCCAAAGCCCUGGACCAGUUCCAGUACUGUGAGACCAACAACAUCCCACUUGCCAUCAUCAUUGGACAGUCGGAGAUUGAGGCUGGCAUCAUCAAACUCAGGGUCGUCGCAACCAGACAAGAGAGGGAAGUACCACGAGGAAGCAUGGCCGAGGAAAUCAAGAAAGAGCUGGAGAAAAUAGGCUCAAGUUGAAGACGGGGCUCACUCUAGAAAUAUCAGAUAUCAAAUUGUGUUGGAUGAAAUAUCCACAUCUUGUGCUAAUCUUUAGUUAUGAAUAUUGUUACAAUCUUGUUAAGGACUGUGAAAGGCAUAAGUAUUGAUUAAUUGAUCUAACAGACAUUUGUGAUGACAAUAUCGUCCGUCAUCAUCUGUCGUGUAUGAAGAGCACCAAGUAUUGAUUAAUUGAUAUACGACACAUUCGUUUCUAUCUGCUUGGUGAUGAUGAUAAAUCAUGUGAUCUGCUUCACAUGUUGUGUAAGACUUGUGAAAAUGAUGGACUACUAUUUAUUAUGUCUUUGUGUACCGGUAUGUAUCUUGAAUGUCUGACCUGACAACUUAAUGACACUUGUAUACCAUAUUCCUUGCAUUAAACGGCGCUCCUCCGUUCAGUGCCCAAAACCAAUGUAAUCCUCAUAAGUACUCUGCUCAAAAAUAAACAUGAUCAUCCACAUUUUCUUAUAUGUAUGCAGAAGGCCCUUAGUGACUAUUUGUAAAAUGUUUGUUUCAUUAGAGUUUGUCUACUGCUUGAUCUACAACAAAUUCAAUUUGUUGUGUUGGGUUUCAGUGAGCACUUCCUUUGUAAAUUCUCUGGGCACCUGGCGUGCUUAUUACAGACAAUAUGGUAUGCAAAAGGUUCCUAGUCUUUUCUAGUAACUAAAACAUCACAUUUUUUGCCAGACUAACAAAAAUAAUGUCAUGUUCAGGUAAUACAUCGAGGAAGCUUUCUGUUCAGGCAUCAAUGAUCUUGUAAAAUAAACCCACCCUAUGAACAC